AAAUAACUAAACAGCUGUUCUACAAUAUUCGGUCGGGCAACUCAGACAAGCAGCAGCUGUACCUGUACGUGCGAGCAACGCCAGCCGUUUUCCUUGGAGUCGCGAUUGUUUGGCCAGUUGCUUUCUCAUUGUUGUGUCUUGCGCCGUGCCGUGUAGUGUGGAGAUUUGGUCUAUUCAUAUUAAUUCAAAGUUUAUUACUGCUACAGUAUUGACGUUUGAAGUGUGUGAAUUGCAAAAUAAUCCGAAGCUACGUUGGCGCUAUGUUUACCAAAAUUCAUCGUUGUUAUUGUGACUCGAGUUGAAAUGUCUUGUGAAUACGUGGACCGCGAGGAGAGUUCCGUUGUGCAUCUCAAUAGAAUCUUUUAAAAAGUGAAAUAGUUGUAUUGUAGGUUAGUAAAAUAGUAGUUGACAAUGUCUAGCACAGUUCCGACCAGCUCGGCGCUGAGGGCUCUGGCUUUGGAAUACAAAAGCCUGCAAGAGGAGCCCGUCGAGGGCUUUCGGGUGAAGCUGCUAGGAGACGACAAUUUGUUUGAGUGGGAAGUUGCAAUCUUUGGACCUCCAGACACAUUAUACCAAGGUGGAUACUUCAAGGCACAUAUGAAAUUCCCUUCGGAUUACCCAUAUUCACCACCUUCCAUUAGAUUUUUAACAAAAGUGUGGCAUCCAAAUGUUUAUGAGAACGGCGAUCUCUGCAUAUCAAUCCUGCACCCGCCAGUGGACGACCCGCAGUCUGGCGAGCUUCCCUGCGAGCGCUGGAACCCGACGCAGAGUGUACGCACUGUGCUUCUCUCCGUGAUCUCACUGCUGAAUGAACCCAACACCUUCAGUCCGGCGAAUGUGGACGCCAGCGUCAUGUACCGCCGCUGGCGCGACUCGAAAGGAAAGGACAAGGAGUACGAGAACAUUAUCAGGAAACAAGCACAGGUGGCCCGUAUCGAGGCAGAGAAAGAAGGCAUUGUAGUACCACUCACAUUAGAAGACUAUUGCAUUAAGACACAAGUCAAAUCGUCGACGCAGGAGCCGCAGCUGGACAUGACGGACUUCUACGACGACGAUUACGACGAUCUCGACACGGACUCCGACGAGGAGCUCGAGGGCGGCGACGGCGACGCCGACGACAGCGGCAACGGCGAGUCGUGAGGCCGCGCCGCCCGCGCGCGCGCGGCCCCCGCCGCCUCCGCCAGGCGGCUGUAGCGCUGCCACAGCCAGUGCCGUAACUAGCCUACCAUUAUGCCCGGUGCGCUCUAGUCCUCAGGUCUUUUCGGGUGCCCCCACGAUCUUUGUGCCUGGGCCCCGCUCGCACCGCCCUAGUUACGGCACUGUCGGGGAGUCGUGAGGCCGCGCCCCCCGCCUGG
This is a messenger RNA of Ostrinia furnacalis (Asian corn borer), 1355 nucleotides long. RefSeq names its product ubiquitin-conjugating enzyme E2 R2. Bases 412 to 1140 code for a protein of 242 amino acids. The transcript has 6 exons. The record is from RefSeq and is a predicted model, not a curated record. NCBI's taxonomy places the organism in Eukaryota, Metazoa, Arthropoda, Insecta, Lepidoptera, Crambidae.